Messenger RNA from Yarrowia lipolytica CLIB122, 1536 nucleotides. RefSeq lists its product as uncharacterized. Lineage: Eukaryota; Fungi; Ascomycota; Dipodascomycetes; Dipodascales. The record is from RefSeq and is a predicted model, not a curated record.
AUGACUCUCGCACAAUCGGCUCAGCCGGCCGGAUUCAAAGAAGUCUCGUUCGAACAAGAAGUGUCGCUGGCCUUCGACAAGGUCUCAUUCGACAAAGAAGUCUCGUUCGACCCCACAUCCAUCGCAUUCGACACAAACGACACCACCACAGCAAUAACCAACACAAAACCCAUGGAUAUGCCGUUGCCGCCGCCCACUAAAGCCCUCGCAUCUCUCAACCUCAACCUGGACGACAACGCCCUGGAGUCGCAACUCGGCCAGAGUCCCCCCAUCGACGCCGCAGACUACAUCCUCCCACAGUACUCGACCGCGCUCUUCCUACAGGCCCGGGUGCCGGUCAAGUUCGAGUUCACCUCGCCGUUCACGUCAUCGUCCCAGCGGGCGUGGGUCGUGUGCCUCGUGACUCUCAACUCCACCUGUCUGGAGCUCAAGCCUCUGGACGAGCCCUUCAUGAUUGCCAAGCCCACCCUUAAGAAGGAGCAGCAGCGACUCGUGAUCGCCAACAAUGAGAUUCCCCGACCUCGAACCAAGUCCAUCUCCCUCAAGCCCUCCAUUUCCAACCUCAAGCAGGUUCUCAAGCAGGACAACGGUAGCAACAGCUCGCAGCAGAUUGUCGAGAUCCCCCAGACCCCACUCGCAUUCACUCUCCAGUACGCCGUGUGCGGCCACGCUGCCGACUACACCAAGCGAGCCAACUGCCUGCGAGUGCGUGCUGAGUCCAUGCAGUUCCUCAUCCACUUUGGAUCGCCCCAUGACUGCAUCGAGUGGGCCAACGCUAUCCAGAGCGGAAUCGAUCUGGCUCUCCCUCUGGAACACCGGGAGCUGCCCAAGGUGCGGUCUCUACCGCGUCGGCGUCGAGAUCGAAGUACCGCCGGCAACGUUUCGCAGCGGCAGCGGGCCUACUCCACUGUGGCUCCUGUGCCUAGCCCUUCGAACCAGGAGACCCGAUCGCGGUCUAAGAGCACCUCUUCCAUUGCGGCAUUCAGACUGCUAGCCAACUUGCGGCGUCCUCGAGGCAACAGCACCUCUGAGGGCGCUGACCGACGAGGCAGCGCCGAUCGCGGAAGCAGCGACAGAGCCGGUGGAGAUCGAGCUAGCGCCGAUCGAUCUAGCACUGAGCGGGUGCCGGCCAACCGAGGCAACGCCUUUGUGCCCGCGACCCCUCCUCUGGACUCUCCUCUCUCGCCUCCUUCUCCUGCAUACUCGCAUUCCAACGCAUCCACGCACUCGCACAUGUCUGACGACAUGAGUGUGCACUCUACGGACUCUUUCUCGUCGGACAUGGACUCUGCCACCUCUUCGGCCACCACCAUGAGCCGGUCUUCCCACGAGCAGACCUGCAAGGAACGAUGGGACCCCGAGGUGGAGCAGAUGAGCGAGCAGGCCGAGCUCAAGUAUGCGACUCGGUGCCUGAAGCGGUUCCAGCGGUACUCGUCUUGGGUCAACAAGAUCACCAUCUGCGAGAACAAGCCCUACUUGGUGCGACAGAACUUUGUGCAGCUGGUUGCCAACGAGUGUUUGGUGACUGAGAGCUAA